AUGUUUAUCCAUCAAAUGGAUGUCGUUACCGCUUUCCUAAAUGGAACACUUGACGAAGAUAUCUAUAUGGAGCAGCCAGAAGGUUAUGUUGUUCCUGGAAAAGAAAAUCUUGUGUGCCACCUAAAGAAAUCUCUCUAUGGAUUGAAGCAGAGUCCACGAUGUUGGAACAAGUCGUUCAAGGAAUUCAUGAUAUCCCAAGGAUUUGAGCAAAGUGCUGCUGAUCCGUGUGUCUUCAUUCGGAAAGUCAAUGAUCAACUUGCCAUAGUUGCUGUACACGUUGACGAUCUCAUACUCUUAACCGAAACCGAGCAAGAAAUGAUCGACUUGAAGGCCAGUCUCGCAGCUCGUUUCAAGAUGAAAGAUAUGGGUAAGCUUCAUUACUGUCUUGGAGUAAACAUUAAAACGAUGGACGGUGUUUUGCAAAUGAGCCAAGAGCAGUAUAUUCACAAGAUAUUGCACAAGUACAAGUUACAAGAUUGUAAACCUGUAUCGACGCCGAUGGAUGUGAAUGUGAAGCUGGUGAAACAUGAUGGUUACAGCAAAGCAGUAGAUCCUGUUGAGUACCAAUCGAUGGUUGGAAGCUUGAGUUAUGCAGCUAUAGCUACCAGGGACGCCGGAACGAUAAAAAGGCAAAGGGGGGGGCAGACGCACACCAAGGGCACCUCUAUAGAUCAAAAGUUCAAAAUCUACCAUAAAUUUUUUUUUAACAUGGACAUUUUUUGGGCGCCCUCUCCCCACCCCCCCCAUCGCCAAAAAAAUUUCGGUCAGUGUACCACUUUAGGAGUGAAAAAUUUUUUCCGGACAUACCAAAAUUUUCCGUUCCGUAAAAAUUUUUUCCGCAUAUCAGCAAUUUUCCGCAUUUAUCCAAAAUAUUUUUCUAAAUUCCAAAAAUUUUCAAAAAUUUUUGUAAAUUGUCCUCAUUCUUUUCCAAAUUCACACUUAUUUUUGUAAAUUAACUUUCUCUGGGCCUAUAAAUUACCUGAAUCUCAUGAUUUUGCCAGAAAAAGUAUCACUGGAAAUGUGAUUUAUCACGUAGUAUUUUACAACUAAAAGGGCACUUCUGCCCCCCCCUGCCUCCCCUAGCAAAAGGCAAGGGGGCAGCCGCCCCCCCCCUGCCCCCCCAGUUCCGGCGUCCCUGAUAGCUACUCGACCAGACAUAGCUCACGCAGUUGGUACUUUAGCAAAGUUUAACUCGUCCCCUAAUGAAGCACAUCUUACUGCUGUCAAACGUGUAUUUCGCUACCUGAAGGGAACAGUUAAACUGCAUCUCCAGUACGAAGCAAGUGAUAAAGAUAUGGAAGGAUAUUCCGACGCAGAUUGGGCCGCAGAUUCAUAUGAUCGAAGAUCUACUUCUGGCAACGUAUUUGUAAUGUCCAAUGGUGCCAUUAGUUGGGCAAGCCAGAAGCAACCUACGGUAGCACUUUCAACAGCUGAAGCCGAAUAUAUCGCCCUUUGCUUAGCAACUCAAGAAAGUGUAUGGUUACGACAACUAAGCAAGGAUUUGCAAAUAAAUUGUUCGAGUCCAACCACUAUUAACGAGGACAAUCAAGGGACAAUCGCAAUGUCAAAAAAUCCUGUUGUACACAAGCGCAGAAAGCAUUUCGAUAUUAAAUUUCACUUUGUUCGAGAGAAAAUUCAAGAUAGAACAAUCGAACUAAAGUAUUGUCCUACACAUGAAAUGGUCGCGGAUAUUUUCACGAAGCCUUUACCGCGAGGACAGUUUGAAAAUCUUCGAGCAAGACUUGGACUUAUCAUAAUACAGUAA
Paramuricea clavata is the source of this 1765-nucleotide messenger RNA. The record is from the annotation of a GenBank genome assembly. NCBI's taxonomy places the organism in Eukaryota, Metazoa, Cnidaria, Anthozoa, Malacalcyonacea, Plexauridae.